Messenger RNA from Exophiala aquamarina CBS 119918, 372 nucleotides. RefSeq lists its product as uncharacterized. The transcript has 2 exons. The coding region runs from base 1 to 372 and encodes 123 amino acids. Gene Ontology annotation, cellular component: trans-Golgi network. Lineage: Eukaryota; Fungi; Ascomycota; Eurotiomycetes; Chaetothyriales; Herpotrichiellaceae. The record is from RefSeq and is a predicted model, not a curated record.
AUGGACAGGCCAAGGUUGGGAGAUCGCCAGAGGUCAAACACAAUUAUAGUCCCAAAAGGCCGCGACGUGGUCCAAACCGAAAAGCCAGCUUAUCCCCCCGAUGAUGCAAGGGCCAUGAGUCCCCGGCGCAACAGUGAAGAUAUCGAGCGACUAGAGCGUGGCGUGCGAGAGAGCCUAAAAGAACAAGCUCGAAAUCUCCAGUCCUCGCUCGCCGCGUUAGCCGAGAAGAUCGAUGAAGUUAAAUCGGAUCACGACAAACUAGAAAAUGAGAACCGUUUCCUACAAGACUAUAUCGGUGGUCUUACUCGAACAAUGUCAAAAGACAAUCUUGGUCGAAGCGCGAGCACCAGUGGGAAGAAAGGCAGACGAUGA